GUUCAAGUUCCUUUUGACACUUAUUUCAAAGUUGAUACCCUGAAAAAAUAUCACAGAGUCAUGACAAUGGAAGAUUUUAUGAAAAACCUUGCUCCUGUUGUGUGGCCUCCAGGAAAAAGAACAGUUUUUUGCUAUAGAAGUCGAGGAGAAACAGAUGAUUGCAAUGCCAAAGAAGGAAAUCCAUUUGGACCCUUCUGGGACACCUUUAAUGUAGACUUUGAUGAUUCUGAAUUUUAUGGCCCUCUUCAUUAUGAUGUUCAUCAUCAUCAGAUGUCCAAGAAGUGGAAUGAGAAGUACCCUCCAGAGAAGUUCCUCGUAAUAGCAUUCACGGGGGCUCCAGCCAGUUUCCCUGUCCAGAUAGAGAAUCGAGAACUACACAAGUACUUAGAAUGGAGUGAAACUGUUAAUGCUGCAGCUAAUACUUUCGUUAAAUCAGUUAUGCCAAAAGGAUCGUAUGUAGCAAUACAUCUCAGAAAUGGAAUUGACUGGACCCGUGCUUGUGAACACGUGCAGCACAGCCCUCUAUUGUUUUCAGCUCCUCAGUGUCUUGGCUAUAACAGUGAACAUGGCAAAGUGACUAAAGAAAUGUGUUUUCCAUCAAAAGAAAUAAUUCUUAGACAGCUGAAAAGGGUGGUAAAAGCCAUGAAAGCUAAAUCUGUAUUUGUGGCUUCUGAUAAUGAUCACAUGAUAAAUGACAUCAACAAGGCACUACAAAACUUAAAAGUUAAAGCUUACAAGCUAGACAAGUCCGAUCCACAUGUUGAUUUAGCUAUUAUGGGAAGAGCCAAUCAUUUUAUAGGAAAUUGUGUGUCUUCUUUUACGGCUUUUGUAAAACGAGAGCGAGAUGUAUUUGGAUUACCAUCAUCUUUCUGGGCAUUUCCACCAGAGGGGUCUGGUUCUAGUAGAAAUGCAGAAAACCAAAGCAAUCAUGAUGAAUUUUGAUUUUCAAAAGUAAUGUGCUAUGCACUAGGUAUUACAAAAACUGUUAUCAUGCUACAUGUAUUUAAUAAUAGAGUCACCAUGCACUUAUAUUAUUACACAUUUCACCCAAGUUAUAUAUGUGCCUCAGUUACAAGUUAUUUUUUUACAUGAAUGUUAUUUUUUUUUCAUUUUGAUCUGAGAUAAACAUAUAUUUAAAUUCAAGGGAUUUUGUUUCAGUUAAAUCAUUGACUUGUAAUAAUGAAGAAAAAUAAUGCUUUCAUUCCAUGUUGGUUAGUCUGUCUAAUAGCCAUGUAAGAGUGAAUGGAUGUUUGUGUUUCAUAUAUUAUUUUUAAACAUCUAUUUCCUUUAAAAAGAAAGAGCUCUUUCUAGGUUAUUUUAACCAGGAGUUCAUAAUAUUACAUAACACAGAAAGGUUAUUGAACAUAUUUGUAAUAUUUCAAGUAUUCUGAAGUUAAUGUUAUAGAAUCUUCAGUGGCAUUUGCUUUAUCAAAAACAAUUUCUAAAUAUAUUAUCUUUUUUAGUGUGCAGUUUUACACCUAAUUUUCAAAACAUUAAUGUUUUUUAGUUGUAUAAUUGAUUUUUUUAAUAAAUUUAUUGUUAAAAUCCUGAAUGGGUAUCUUGGUUAUAAAUGAUGUGUUAAUAAAGUCCUAUUAAAUAGCCUUUGCUGUGUGACUUGCUGACCACAUAUUUGUAAUGAAAGUUAAUUAUUGUCAGUUUAUUCUAAGUAUAUUUUGAUAUAAUGAACAACAAAAAAAUAUGGAAUUAAAGCUUGUAAUAACUUAAGCUUUAUUCAACCAUGCUUUUAAAAGUAUUUAAAUUAGAUGCAGAAUAAAAAUAAUCUUACAAAGCAUCCAAAUCAAAGGCUUUUGUAUUUAAAGGAUGCUUCUUAUGAAAAAAUUGCCUAACAGAUUGUUCAGUUCUUUUAAACAACUCUUAUGGCCAUUAAUAGUGUUAGAAUAAUUUUACACAAGGUUACAUUCAAUAAUUUGUUUUUCAUUUCAAUCAUCUAAAUUUCUACAAGAACCUAAUGUUAUUUAAACUGUCUAUAAAUCAAACAACUUCAAAUAUAAAUAUGCUUUCUAAGUCAAUAGAAAGCUUUUAAUAGAGUCUCAAACAUGAUUUUUUAAACUUGAUUAUUUCAUUAUUUCAUGGAUUCUUAAUAACUAUAACUAAGUUAAACCUAUUUUGCCUUGAUAAUCAUGGCUUUUGUUUUAGAUAAUAUAGUAGACAAGUUAGUAAUAUGUCAUAAAAUAAUUUUAAUAUUAAAUAUCCACAAAAACUUCAUUUGUUUCUGAAGUAUUGAACAAGAUUAAUCUCGUUGGUAAUUUAUAUAUUUUUAAUUAUUUUAUUUUUCAACCUCAACAUAAAUAACUCCUUUUUUUUAUUUAGGUAUCACAUCUAUAUCAAAAUUAAAUAGUUAAGUGUGAAAAUGAUGCUUAGAAAAGCGUAUUUGAAGCUGUGACAGUUACUAAAGCUUGUAGAUAACUCUUGGCAUUGUGUUUAAUUGUAUUCAUGGAAGUGAAAGUUCAAAUGCAUAAAAUGCUUACAGGAUUUGUUUAAUUUCAGUGUAGGGUUCCUUUGUUGCACUCAGGUUUUGAUACAAUACAGAUUAUUGGGUGCUACUGUAGCAUGUGGUCUACUAAGAUAUUUACACUAUAGCGUGCGAUCUACACAAGUACUCUCAUCAUCACCAUUUUGAUGAUUCACUAAAACAUAAUUUCUUGCUAAAUAAUUUAUAUCUAUCCACGUUUUUGUUCAGCAAAUAAUAAUAAUUAAUAAAUUGUGUAUUCCAAAGGAGUACCUUAAAUUUAGGUUAUAAUUGUGCUGGUUUUGAUUGUUGGUAUUUAUUUGAUUCCGAUUAUACUUGCCCCAAAAAUGUUAUGUAAUGAUAUUUUGUACAUUAUUAGUUCAGAAGUGUUAUUUAUAGCAAAUGGCACCAAUUGCAAAUAAACAAAAGUUAACAUGGUGAUGAUGAUAGUAUCUGUGUAGACCCCACACUAUAGUAGCACUGAUUAUUUUAGUGUUUCCUUUGUUGCACUCAAGUUCUGACACAACACAGAUUAUGUUUAUCAGUAAACAAGCAAGUUAUUCUUGCAUUUACUUAAUUAAUCACUGGGAAUUAUAAAAAUAAAGAGUGCCAGAAAACAAGAGUAGCCUAUAAUCUAUGUAGCAAGAAAAUAUCAUGCAAGAUAUUUUAUGGUAGUGUGUCGUAUCAAAUUCUGGAAAUAAAGGAUAGUCUUUCAUAGAAAAUGAAACAUUUUUCUUUGCUAUUUUAGCAACUUCUCUCAUUACUAAAAUAUAUUUUAUAUGUACACAUUAUAAAGGUUAUGAGGACCAAUCUUGUUUACAUUUUAAUAAAUAUUCAGAUGUUCAAGUUGUAUCCGUGAUACAUUUUUAUGUUCACUGUAUUUUUUUUUGUUUGUUAUGUUUCUGAUUAAAUGUUAGAUCUACAUUUGUUGGUAACAAAAGUACCACCAUCUUCAGCAUCUGUUGCUGUUGUAUUUAGCAAAAUAUUACUUAAUAAAAGUUGCAUGCAACA
Messenger RNA from Limulus polyphemus (Atlantic horseshoe crab), 3481 nucleotides. RefSeq names its product GDP-fucose protein O-fucosyltransferase 1-like. The record is from RefSeq and is a predicted model, not a curated record. Gene Ontology annotation, molecular function: peptide-O-fucosyltransferase activity. Lineage: Eukaryota; Metazoa; Arthropoda; Merostomata; Xiphosura; Limulidae. The transcript has 5 exons. Gene Ontology annotation, biological process: protein O-linked glycosylation via fucose; Notch signaling pathway. The annotation marks the transcript as partial.